CGUACCCGUACACUUUUUCGCUCAGCAUGCGUUGCCGCAGCGAGAAGAGCGAGUCGUCCGUACUGUCUCGCCAAGCACACACAGUCGUCCGAGCCGUUGCGUUUUUCAAAAUGGCUAACUUUUGCGGACCCGCCGUCGUAUCGUUGCGUGCAGAAGUGUCGUCGCAGUAGCUGAGCGGUAGGUGCUGGUGCAAUUAUUUGCCCCCCAAUCGAUGGGGGAACGGUCGCGCGACACGGUGCGCUUGCAGUUGGUGCGUGAAAAUGUGGUGAUUUUGCAGCAAUUUCCAAUUUACCCGUGCGUUUCAUUGUGUGUGGUGGUGGUGUGUCCCGGUCUCGCGGAGGUGUACAGUAGCAGCGGGUACACACCGAGCACGAACACGGGCAAUGUGGUGAUGAUGAUGAUGAUGAUGUUCGGUGCUGUGUGGUUGGCAUGGCUGUGUGUGCAUAGUUUUCUUUGUGUGUUUUCCCAGUGAACGAACCCCGCGCCCGAAGGGUUACAGCCGCCGCGCCGUUUCGGAGAAUUUUGGGAACCGUCCUCCUCCGUCCGUGCGCCGCCUUUUGGUGCUUGGUGUGAGCAAAGUGUAUGAUUUUCGUGAAAAAAAAAACGGAGCGUGAAUAUUCGAAGCGAACGUCUUUUUUUCCUUUCAAGAAACGCGUCAAGUGGUGUGGUGUACCCUUCGAACGUUUAGUAACAUCGCCCUGAACCGUGUGCAUGUGUAUGUAUGUGUGUACGUGUGCAUGAUUAAUGAAGAAGUUGCGAGGGGGAAGAAGAGGCUUCCAUCCUAAUCUCUUCUCCAGCAAUCGGAACAAAGUAGUAAUGAUCGCCGGAAGUGGAAAGGUGGUAUGAGAGAGUGAGAGGAAGAGGGGGAGAGAGAGAAGCAAGAAAAGAGGGGAGCGGAGUCGUGUUUCGUGAAUGUGCAUUUUUGUGUUUUAUUAGUAGCACCCCGCCACCACCAGCCCGCACCUUCUAUCAUCGACCACUGCCAGUUGUGAUUUUAAUCCAAUUCGACAGCAAACAGCAAACAAAAAAAACCUGUGUGUGUGUGUGGAUUUAAAGGCGCACACCGCAGCCUCUGUGUGUGCGCGCGCGCGUGUUUCCUUUAGUGUAUGUGUAAGUGUGCGCGGCCGUGUGUGUGUGUGUGUGUGGAGAAAAAAAAACGGGCGCAUUUAGUGAUAUCAUCGGUUGCGCGCCGCUUUCCUAUUUCCCCGGACGGAUGUGUGUGAACGUGUGUGCGCCCGUCGGCUUUUCAAGUGAUUGUUUCGAAAGGAGCAAAUUAAACAAAAAUGAAAUAAAUAUAAUAAUAUCAAGAUACACGAUUAGAGUGCAGUAAAUGUGAACGUGUUUUCCUACAGUGAUUGUGUGUGUUUGUAAUGAUUUGAAUGUGUUGAAAAGAACGUUGUGAAAAAGUGAAAAUUGUGAAAAUUUACGGUUUAUGUAGAGCAAAAGUGUCGUCUUACCGUGCUAAAAAAGGUGAUUUGUAAAAGUGCAAACAAGAAACCUUCGUGGUGUGUGUGAGUGUUCUAAAAAAAAAAAAAGAUAAGAAACAAAGUUUGUGUAAAACUUCCUGAAACAGUGUUAAAACAACGUGCAUAACAGCAGUGCACCAAUUGAACAGUCACAAUUGGUUGUAGACUUAUUAAACGGAUUUGGAGAGCUACUGAACAAUUGCCUCUUGGUGUGAGUUGCUACAAAAACACAAACGAGGGAUAAAAAAAAAACUCAAAAGGCUGCCUUCUGCAUUUUCGACGAACAAUGGAGACAUAGACGUCGCAGCGCUCGUACGGCAUAGCACACAACCAACCUCUUGCUGCUUCUGUCCGGAAGGUUACAUUACAUAGAGAGAGAGGGAGAGAGAAAGCAAAAAAAAAGCACGAAGAGACCGGCGAGAGACCAGAGGACUUCGGUACCGGGAAACUUCAGGCCUGGUUUUCGAUAUCUGCCGCAAAGCGCACGUAACGGGCGUGUACAAGGCAAGGCCAACUAAUGGGUGGAAGGUCCCGGACCGCGUUAACGUCAAGCACGGUGGCGGCCCAUCGUCAGCCGGAUUGUGGUGCCAGCUUCCGGGACAGCAGUACCAGCAGCAGCAGCAGCAGGAACCACGGGCCGCUAGUGGACUUUAAGAAGAAGAAGCAGCAGUAGAGCAGGGGUUGUGAAGCGAAAAAGGGGCACGGAUAACUCUAACGUUUGUGUGCUAAUUACGAAGACGUGCUAACGAGAAACGCUAACACACACAGACACACACUCUCUCUCUCAUACCGAGACAGCAGAAGCAUCAGUAACAGUACGCAACAGCAUAUAUCCUCCCUUUCCCGAAUCCGGUUUGAUUAGCACGAGACGAGGCGCGCGGACCCUUUGCUUUCCUUCCCUCCAUCUACCCCCGAGUGCACGAGUGCCGGAACAAAUCACCAGCCAUAACGCCCCACCUUCCCCCCCACCAUCCUUCCCUGCGGCCCGUUGAAUGCAGAGCGUGGUGGCGCAGCAGCAGCAGCAGCAGCAAGGACGAGCAGCAGCAGCAGCAGCAGCACCAACAGCACCGGCGGCACGUCGUCGUCCACGAUCGCUGAACGCCGCGCCGCCGUCCCUGCACCGUCGUCUCGCCCGGCGGGAGGAGAUCGCCAUCCCUCGCCGUCCAGCCGGUGCCGCCGCCGCCGCCACCGCCGUUGUGGUGGUCGUCGCGCGUGAUCCCCGCUCGAUUCAUCGCCGCCGUCGUCAUUUCGGGGUAAUAUGGCCACACCGCCAACCGAAGGAGAAAUCAGAGUGGGUCCCGGCCAUCAGGUAAACGAUAUCUAUGCAACAUUACCAGACUAUCAACCGAUCGAGAACUACCGCUCCGAGGACGAUGAAGAUCGCGACCUAGAGGAUCCAAGAUGGACACCCGGACUGUACAUUGAUAAUGAUUUGUUGAUGUACCUGACCGCCGCUCGUUCAAUAUCCGCCUUUCAGGGUAUGUGCGAGGAAGAUGGUUGUAUGGCAGCUAGUCGUGACGAUACAACUAUAAAUGCAUUUGAUGUUUUACACGACUCAGGAUACGACGCCGGCAAAGCCCUAGAAGCUCUGCUAAAGUGUCCCGUGACGAAGGGCAUCGAGAAGAAGUGGACCGAGGAGGAAACGAAACGCUUCAUCAAGGGUUUGCGACAGUUUGGGAAGAAUUUUUUUCGCAUCCACAAAGACCUGUUACCACAUCGGCCAACGCCGGAAUUGGUAGAGUUUUACUAUCUGUGGAAGAAGACGCCGGGGGCAAACCAGAACCGGCCCCACCGCAGACGACGGGCGAGCUCGCUCCGACGGCGCAACACACGGACGAACAGUAAUGCGAGCGGCACCGCGCCGAACAGUAGCGGUAGCAGCAGCAGCAGCAGCAACAGCAACAGCAAGAAGGAACAGACCCCCGAGCGCACCGUGACGGAUACCGGCUCGUCCCGACCGUCGCCGAUCGGCAAGGAGGAGAACAGCUCCGUUACCGAGGACGACGUGAGCGAGUGCGACAGCGAUUCGAGCGCCAACAAGGCGACGGCAGCGGCGGCGGCUGCAGCGACAGCCACCGCCAACGGUACGGCCGGCGUUGGAACAGGUAGCAACGGCGGCGGCGGCGGCGGAGGAGGCGGUGGCGGUGGAGGAGGAGGCAGCAGUAGUAGCAGCAGCAGCAGUAGCAGCAGUAGCAGCAGCAGCAGUAGCAGCAGCAGUAGCAGCAGCAGUAGCAGUAGUAACGGAAGUAACGGCGGCGUCGGCGGUUCCGUCGGCGUCGGAGACUUUACGACGACGGCCAGCAGCGGCGGCAUUGGCGGGGGCACGGUCACCGGCGAGGAAUCUCCGUCGAGGAUGCGGACCCGCCAAAAGCCAACGAAAGAAACGAAUGCUACCAAUGCGAAGCGGCCCAAGCGGGGCGGUACGGAGACACCGGAGCAGCAGACAGCGACCGGCACUGCCGCAGCCGCAGCCACUGCUGGCGCCGCAGCCACGGCGGGCGGUGGUGCGCCCAACACCGGUGGUAGCAGUGGGAACGGAGCGAGCGGAAGUCUGGACAGUCCAAAGACGCCCAGCAAAACGACGAACAGCAGCAGCAAUAAUAGCAGUAGCACCAACACUAACACCACCACCACUACCACAGGCACUGGUAAUGGCGGGAACAGCAGCUCCUCGGGUGCAGUUGGCCCGACGGUGGACGGUGUCGGUGGCAAGCAUGGCGGUUCGCAGACCGGCAGCAAAGGCAGCAAGUCCGCUGGACCGGGCAAGACGGAAACGACCACCCCGAGCAAGGGCAAGAAGCGCUCGAACGAGCAGGAGGUGGACGGAAGCGAUGAGAAGGAUGGACAGAAGCGCAAACGCUCGGACAGCCCGGCCGAAAGCCUCACCACCGACAGCCGGCCCGGCUCCGUGCUGGACGAGAUGGAAUCGGUCAGCGAGGCGGCGACGGAAACGAGCAUCGGUACGCGCACCACCGGCACGCCGACACCAAUCGGACACGAGCGGUUGCAGGGCGCAAACUCGAUCAGCUCCGGUACGGGCAGCGGCGCAGGACCCACUGCCGACGGAAGCGUGCCAGCCGCGAAGGACGACGAGAAGGAUCCACUGUCGCUCGGACCACCGCUCGCCGCCGAGCCGAUGGUUACGGAGUCGAACGAAAACAGCAGCAGCAGCAAUACGACCACCUCGACCGUGGCCAAGUCCUCGUCGGGUGGUUCGGAAGACAAGGAUGACGAUUCGAACGCGGGUGCUACGGGUGCCGUUGUUGCGUCGGCGGUAGCAACCGUUCCAACGGCCGCAGACACCGCCAAGCUGCCCGAAACGGAAGACAUCUCUCCGCCGUCGACGGCGGCCACUACGCCCGUCGCAACGCCGGCACCACCGACCGCGGGCGCAUUGCUACCCGGCGCCGAUGGCAGUGAACCGCCCCAGCAGGGAGUUGCUCCAUCGUCGGAGGAAGCGGCCGCAGCAACCAACGGUACCAGUGUCAGCACAGCCGGCAGCGGCACCACCACCACGGCGGUGGAGGGCAAACCGUGCGUAAAUGCGCUCGGACCCGCCCCGUCCAGCGACCAGGAGAUGGCUUCGAAGCUGGCCAACAUGAAACAGGAAGGUUCUGCCGCGACCGGACCUCCCACGGGCGCACCGGCCGGUUCAGCAGCAGCAUCGGUCGACUUUAACUCCAAAGACGUGUUCAUCAAGAAGGAACCGAACGAAGAGUCUGGUGCAGCUGCUGCGGCGGUGGCGUCGGCGGCCUCUGCCGGAUCGUCCUCCGCGCCCGGAGAGCAAUCCUCCGGCUCCGGUGUCGGUGGCGGCGCGGCCCCAACGAGUGGUGCCCCUAGCGAGCCGCAGGAUUUGAAGCUCAAGAUUGAGGUCAAGUCGGAAGCGAAACUGAUGCCGGGCGGAGGCACCGGUAGCAACGAAUCGUCCAGUCAAGGUGGCGCCGCCCAAGGCCCGCCCGAGAUGAAGUACGAUCCGGAAAAUCUCGUCAUGAAACCGUACGAAAGUCACAUCAAGUACGGUGGGCAUCCGGGCGAGGACGGUAUGAAGUACGGGGAGCACAAGUAUGGGCCACUGCCACCGCAUCAUCAACCCGGACCGGGCGAACCGCCGGGCCUGAAGUACGGUCCACCAGGGCCGCAGGACGAGCCGCUCGAGUACGAUAUGAAGCGGUACCCGGCGCACGGUCCCCCACCGCCACCCAACCAGGAUGGUGGUCCACUCCCGCUGAAGCUUGGCGGUGGUCCGCCCGGACCGCCGUCCGCUUCCGGAGCGCCGGGCGAACCACCAUCCGGCGCAGGACCGCCGCCCCACAUGAAGCUGUCCCAGUACGCGCAGGAUCUGACGGGCCUGAACCUAAAGUACCCUCCGCCGGACGAGCGCAGCAAGUUUGCACCGUCGCCCGCCUCGGACAGUGGCAGCGGCAGUGGCGUAGCGCCUCCACCCCCAUCCGGUGUCGGUGGGCCGCUGCCGCUCAUCCCCAAGAGCCACUAUCCCGACCCGGCCCAGCUCAGCAUGCUGCGGCAGCACUACGAGCACACGUUCAAGUACGAUCCGAUGGCGGCGGUCAAGUACGGACCGCCCGGGAUGCCACCGUUCGGGGCGGGACCGCCCGGCCAGCACCACCAUCCGCACCAUCCGCUGGCGGGCGGCCUGCCCGGACAGCCGCAGUCACAGCCGCAAGAUCUGAAGUACCUGCCGCCGGAGGCCAUGGGCCCGAUGAAGUAUCCACCCUCCUCGGUGGCGAGCGACACGCCCACCUCGCUCAAGAACAACAGCUUCUCGGCGGACAAUCUGCUGAAGAGCAGCUCGUCGAGCAGCAGCGGCGGCCCGGGGGCGAACGAUGCGUCCAACCCGCUGGACGUGUCGGCUUCGGGGCGCCACGCCAUCACUCCCAACCAGGACAGCCAGGGCAGCAACAGCAGCUCUCAGGCGACGCCCCUGCACGGCAGCAGUAUUGCCUCGCCCCAGUCGGGUGGGCCUCCUCCCUCGCUACCACCGCACGGUGCUGGAUCGUAUCCACCGCCGCAUGGACCACCGCCCCCGGGCCACCCGGGACAUAUCGUGAAUCCGGGGCUGAUGCCAACGUUGCUCGGCGCCGGCCCGAACUCGUCGCCAGUACCACCAACGUCCCAGCCGGGUGGCGUGCAUGUACCCCCCGUGCUCGGCGGUCACCCGUUGGCACAUCCGGGCGGUGUCCCUCCACCGCAGUUGUUACCAACGCCGCCCGGUUCGGGCCCGUACCAGCCUAGCAAUAUGCACCGACCGGGCGGACCAAUGCCACCCUCCUCGGUGCCGAGCUCGGUUUCGCUGGCCGUCUCGUCCAGCGGCAGCACUGCCCUCACCUCCACGACUGCAUCAUCCUCCUCCUCCACGGCGGUAACGUCCCAUUCCCCUGCCCCGAUGCGGCCCUCGUCCGACAAUGGACCGCUGGGGCUGCAGCCAAUGGCGCACCAUCACCGGUCGGACCGGGACCGCGAACCGCCCCGACCCGGCACAAACGAGCUGCCGCCGACCCGCGCCUCCCCUAUCAACUCACUGUUGCAGGGAGUGCCGCCACCGCACGGCAUGCUACCCCAUCCGCUGCCGCUGCACCUGGGUCACCCCGGCAUGCAGCUACCUCCGCACCAUCCGGCCCAUCUGGCCGGUCCGCUGGUGGGACACGCCGGGCUGCUGCCGCCCUCGCUGGCGGCACACAGUGCCGGCCUGCCGCUGCUCGGCGGGCCCACACCAUCCGCGCUCGGCAGCCUGAUGGAGGUGGCGGGCGCCGGCCGCCGCUCACCUUCGUCCGGGCCGGGCAGUCUGGCGGGUGGUCCGCAUGGCCACCUGCCGCCCACAUCAAUGCACCAGUCGGUGAGUGCGCUGGCGGCACAGUCCCCGUCCACCCCGACCGGGGCCGGCGGUGGUGGACCGCCGUCCUCCUCGUCGUCCGCGCUGAGCCGGGCCAGCCCGAACGUGCCGCCGGGCGGACCGGGAACCCCGGGCGGCGGUGGCUACCCGGGCCCGGGCGGCCAUCAUCACCGAUCCAGCUCACCUGCCAACUCGAACAGCUCCGGCCUGAGCCGGGGCAGCCCGAUGCACCUGAGCCACCACCCGUCGACGCCGGGUGCGGGUGGUGCGGGAGGCAGCGGCAGCUCGUCCGCAGCAGCGGCGGCCGCCGCAGCCGCCUCGGCCGAACGCGACCGCCAAAUCAUGCGCCAGCAGAGCCCCCACAUGACACCACCGCCACCGUCCUCGUCCGCACCGUCGACGGCGCUGAUCUCCAGCCCGCUGAGCAAGAUGUACGGUGGCCCCUCGGGACAGCGAUCGCCGCCACCGUCCCACCCGUUCCGGCCGGGCGCAUCGCCACCGGUCAUACGACACCCCCAGAUGCCUCUACCUCUGCCGAUGACGGGCCCGAUGGCGGGCAUUCCCGGCUCGGUGAUGCACGCCUCGCAGCCGUACCCGCUGAUGCACCCGUCGCUGUUCAAUCCGCACCAUCACAACCCGUUCUACGCGCCGUACCCGUACGGUCCCGCCUACGGGCCCGGCUUCUCGUACAUGAAGCCCGGCGGCUCACCCCUCGACAAUCCGAUGCUGCACGGGCACCCGACCGCGAUACCGCCGCCCCGGCCCGAGGACGCGCCUGGGGCCGGUGGCCCCGGGGUGCACGGCAAUGCGAGCGAAAAGUCGAAAUCCUCCGGCGGUGGCAGCAAAUCGCAGCAACCGCAAACUUCCUCCUCCUCCACCUCGUCCGUAUCGUCGCUGUCCGGGUCGGGCGGAAAUGAUCGUUCGAAGCAGUCGUCCUCCGGGUCUGGCAAUGGAGGCGGCGGUGGUCCGGGCAGUGGGCAUUCCAACUCGUCCAGCCAGAGCGGCUCGUCAGCCGGACCACCGGGUGGCCCCGGCCGGGGAGGCCCAUCGCCCAGCGGGGCGGGCGGUCCGGGGAUGGUCGGCAUGCCGGGCGGUCCGCCCGGUGGCCAUCCGCUCAGCGGGAGCCCGUUCCAUCCGGCCGGUCCACCCCAUCACCACUCGCCGUACGGUCCACCGCAGCCGCACAAUCCGUUCAUCGAGAACCAGCUGCCUCCGGUCGGUGGAGGCAAGCCGACCAGCCAUAUGGACGCGCUGCGAGCCCACGCCCAUGCGGCGGCCGGUGGCGGGCUAGGUCCGCCGCCGGGCCAUCACCCGCACCAUCAUCCGGGGCAUGGGCCGCCACCGCCGCCCGGGCACCAUCCGGCGCACCCGAGCGAACCGGUGCACAUCGAAACGCUCGACAUCGAUCCGGAUCCGGAACCGCCGUCCCCUGUCCAUGACAUGAACCGGGGCCCGAGCCCGGAAGCCAAACCGGACGAUACCGAGUGCCACCGGUCGCAAUCGGCAAUCUUCGUACGACGCUGUGAUCGUGGUGACUACAACUCCUGCACCCGUACCGAUCUCGAAUUCAAACCGACGCCCGACUCCAAGCUGGCCCGCAAGCGCGAAGAGCGCGAUCGCAAGCUGGCAGAGAAGGAGCGGGAACGGAAAGCACAGCAGGCGGCCCAGGCGCAGCAUCAGCACCAGCAGCAGCAGCAGCAACAGCAGCAACAGCAGCAGCAACAGCAGCACCACCCGUCAAUGCAGCCCCAUCCCCAUCAACCACCGUCCCAUCCGCACCAUCAGCAGCAUCCGAGCGUGACGGCGCACCAGCAGGCGGUGGCAGCUGCCCAGCACCAUCAAGCGGUUGCCGCAUCGGCAGCAGCAGCGGCGGCCGCCGCUCAGCAUCACCAUCAGCAACAGCAGCAGGCGCAGCAGCAGCAGGCGGCGGCCGUUGCGCAACAUCAAGCGCAGCAGGCGCACCACCAGGCACAGCAGCAGGCGGCCGCUCAGCAGCAGGCGCAGCAGCAAGCGGCGGCGGCGGCGGCUGCCGCAGCGGCAGGCAAGCCGGGCAGCGCGGGCAGCAGUAGCUCGGGCUCGGGCGGACCGGGCGGACCGCAGGGUCCACCGCCGCCGGGCCAUCAUCCGGGCCAUCCGUCGCCUGGGCAACAGUCGAUGAAGCCGGACAUUAAACCGUACCCGGACACGCCGGCCCUCAGGCAGCUGUCGGAGUACGCGCGGCCACACGUUGGUUUUAGUCCUGUGGAAACGAUGGUUCCGCCACCAUACCAUCCACUGUACAAUAGAGAAAGGGACAUCUUUUUUAGGGAAUUCGAGGACCUCAAGAACCAGCCCGGCAUGGGCCCAUCCCGGCUAGAUCCGCACUGGAUGGAGUACUAUCGAAUGAGAGGAAUGCAUCCGUCACAGUUCCCUGGGCUUUACGGCAAUCCGGCGGCCAUCGCACAACUGGAGCGGGAACGAAUAGGCUUGCCACCGCAUCCUGUUGCUGGGCUGGAUCCAUCCGAUCCGAUGUUGCGCUUGGCUGGCGAAUACCAUGCACACUCCCAUACGCACUUGCACUUGCAUUCGCAACAGCAGCAAGACUCGGCAGCAGCGGCGGCGGCGGCAGCGGCAGCGGCGGCAGCAGGUUUUCAUCUACCACCCAACGUUCCUCCCUAUCCACGGCCGAAUGUUUUAAUGCCGAGGGAUCCCCAUUCGGAGGUGCUGUUGCGUAUGUCCUAUGAUCCACUGCAGGCCGCUGAAUUUCAACGACAAAGUGCAUUAGACCGGGCCCAAUCGCUGCAUGAGCAGUACAUGAGACAACACGAGCGCGAGAUGAAGGUGCGUGCACUGGAGGAAGCAGCACGGGGUGGUAAACAUUAGUAGCACAACCCCAAUUACGACGACAAGUUGGCGGCAGUGAUGCUGUGUCAGCUGGUCCACAACUCUCCUAACAACACCACUGGUACCUUUUUUGGCAGUGUUUCAUGCUGUGCGACCACGAACCACAAACCACAACACUCAUCUCACAACUCCUUCCUGAUUUCUUCCCAAAUUUGACCAAAAACACUAAGUAACAAAAACAAACAAACAAACGUUAAAAGCAACACUUCUAGAUUGAUACAAAAGAAAGCUAUAUACAUAUAGUUCUAUAUAGUGGAUAACAAAAGUGUGUAUUUCAAGGCUAGGACAGGCAGGCUGGCAGGCAGUAGUAGACACGCACGCGCGGGCACACACACGCAAUGAUAUACAUGCUGUGUGUGUUCGUGUGUGUCUGGGUGCUGUGCAGCAGAACGACCAGGGAAUGCUGGUCCUAUAAUUACAAACAUUUUCUUGUCGCGUCCGCCGCGACAACUAUAUGGGUAGGCUUACUUUAGUCUUUUUUCUCUCUUUGAUCAGAUUAUAUUUAAGUAUUAUGAAAUGACUUUGUGUCUCAGCGUAAGGCUAGCCAACAUUAUUAUAGAUUCGAUUCUGCCGCGGGGCACCACCUUUUAGGGGUAAAAGCGGGAAAACAAAACAAUGGAACGGUCUGUGAGUGCACCUCCCCAUUGAUGAUGUAAAUAUUUAAACGACUAUGGUUUAGGUUCGCAUUUGCGCGUAACUGACUAUAUAUGUAUAUGUAUAAUCCAAUUUUAUCGAUUAGUGCUUUAGUGACUAAGCAUCUAGCGUUGGCGCACGGUGUUAUACGCUUUAUUGUCGGGGUUUUCGUCGACCAGACCAUUAGUCUGCUCUGUUGAGUGACACCGCUGUUCGAAGCAUGAGAACAACACUUUGUGAAAACAGGAUACGAUUUAUGUUUUUUUAGCGCAUUCAAACUAACUUCUUACCCCGAGGACCCAUUGCUCAGAGCAUUUUGUCUGCCAUUAAAGAAGAAAGGGGAGGACGGGAAAACGGAAACUCCUUCAUCUAACUGCCCUUAACUAAUGCUGAUGAGGGACAGUGAGAUAACGCGCUUUACACUAAAAGGCGAACAUAAAAAAGGGAAAGAGAAUGUUUUGUUACGUUGUUUAAUUUCCUGCUCGUUCCAUUUGAUUCUCAUCGAAACCUUGCUUUUGUGCACAAAAUUCCGUUUUUGUCACAAUACUUGUCGGUCGAUCGGUCGUGUGUUAAGAAGAGCAUUUCUCAAGUGAGCAGACGUCAAUUGCGUCGCAUGUAAAUAAACACAUCAGUCACCACUUGCAUUUCAAGUGCGAAAAUCAACACCGAUAAGAACGGUAGCGAACAACAAAACACACAUGUCACAGGACACGGGGGAAUACAGAGAAGUUGAGAACAAAAAAGUGGCGAGGCAUUCACACAAAUUGUAUGUAUAAAACAAAAUCAAUGCGAGAUGAUAUGCAAACAACACACAACCACAACAAAAAACAACAACAAUAUUAGAUUGUAAGUAGAAAACGGUAUAUAUAUAUUAUAUAUUUUAUAUUUAUGAGGAAAGGAUGGACGAAACAAAAAAGAAUGGAAAAGUAAUAUUAUACACCAUAUAAGGUAGAGGAAGAAACAGAAAACAAAAAGGACGCAACACGUGUCGUGUUUGCAUGUCGAUCGUGCCGACGAUUCCGAUACGCGCGGAGCCCCACACACAUCUCAGCAUCAUCACGUAUUCGGAAUAGUCUAAGAAACUGAAGCGAACAAAGUAGUUGGACGCGCGUUUAAUCACCACGCACACAGUGUGUUAUUAUUAUUAUUAUUAUUAUUUGCUCCGUUGGCGUGUUGUCGCCCUCUCUCCCUUGUUUUCCCCAACUGUUGUACACAGGAUGAAUGAAGCGGGAAACCCCCUUUUCGAUUAGAGUAGUUACAUUAUUGCACGGGUAGUGAAAUGGGGCGGAAAAAAGCACACGGGGACCACCGUGUGCGGGUAAUCUGUAAAUGGGUGCGAGGGGAAAACGCAUUUAAUCAAAACAAAAACCACACACACACACAACCAACCGCUGCUCCCCCAUCCCUCGUAGUCGGUAUAUUGUAUAGAGGAAACCUUAUUUAGAGUUAUGAUAACAAGGGGCAAAUAGGUGACUGUGUAAAGGGUACCGGCGGAGGAAGUCAUUUGCCGGGUGGGGGAAGAAAAAAUAUCCUUUUUAAUAGCACCAACUCCCCGGGGGGGCUGCCAGCACGGGGCGCCCUUUUCCCGUAUUGCAUUAGUGGUUCCCAUGCAAACAACCAAAUCGUGAAUAUGCAACACAGUACAGUUGGCACGGGCGCAUUGAAGAUCGUGGGAAGCAAGCGGCGGCAGGAGAAAUGUGAGCAGAUUUUUGAACCCAUUUCUAAGUGUCUAUAUUUAUGGAAACCACUACACACUUCCCCCUCUUUCCCGCGGAUGAAAACAUAAAGCUGUCGAUCUAUGGGCAUACGGAUCAUCAUCAUAGCCGUAAUAUAGAGAAGGUCGAAUUCGAUCGACAUGGGGUGGCCCAUGUUCGAUCGGCAUGUCUAAGGAAGGACACACGCAUAUGCGAAAUGUGCAAAUUGUGUGUGUCUGGGUGUAUGUGGUGGAAAAAGGAUUUACGAGGAACACGGUGGGAACGAACGAAUGUUCGCGAUUAGACUGACUGUUGUUAUAUGCCGAGAUGCGCAUUAGAGAAGACUGUCGAUAAAAAGAUACAUUGACGCCUCCGAUGUCUGGGGGUGAAUGAACUGCCGAAUGAACCGGGUGUUGGAAUUUCGGGGCGCAUUUUCGUUUGUUACACGCGUUCAUUUUGAGACGAACAAACAAAAAAACAAAAACAAAACCUCUCUAACAUCCAAAUUAGCUUAUCCUCCCCUAACACACGGUGAGUGUGUGUACUGGGACUCAACUUUUGGUUUUAAUAAUGGUGUUCUUGCUGAGUUUAAUUUGCGUAUACGUUAGUUCGAUAAUAGGUUUUCCUUUUUCCUCCAGCGGGUGCUGGAAAAGGAAAUAGACAAAUUACUACCAACAAUAACAAUCCUCUCCCCUGCAUGCCGUAUGUAAAAUAUUGUCUUACUUAGUUGUUUACGAAACCGUUCAAUUUGUGGUGUCGUCGUGUUUAUUGUGUCGCCUGGGGCCUAUUUUAAGCGAAACAGAGGGAAGGCACGCAAUUGCGGAUGCCGCUGUCGUCAAAGAGGUCGUUUAUAACACGCUCACACCUUGACAUUUGCGUGCAUGGUACAACAAACGGCCGAUCUGUAUUUAUACCUAGUGAAAUACGAAAGGAUUUGAACGUGCACAGUGCAUUCUUUAAAGAGAAAGCCCCAGUCCCCGUGCGUAGUUCCGGUGUGGUGUGACGGUUGUUGUUGAGACUAUAGCAAUGUAUGUGUGUUGUACAACAAAUGUAGGGGAAUGUUUUAAACAGACAAAACCACCAAAAACUCACACAGAAAAUGCUACAUUAAUCAUCGUCGUCUUCAUCGUGUUUCGUCAAAUGAACAAAAUUUACCAUAAGAAUCCCCAUACAAAAAUCACACGCUCUGCGGUGGGCGAUGGAAAGUGCGAUCGUGAAUCGGACCUUGAACAUAUGAAAUGUUUUGAUUUAAUCGACAAACUAAAGAGAUAUCUUAUUAACACACUAAGAGAAGGGGGAAAGUGAAGCAAACAAAACAUGUCGUGAACAGGUGAAACAAAGUUUACAAUGUUAAGAACUCUAAACGAGCACAAGAUGAUGAUACAAGAUAAUACAACCACAGACGAAACACACUCAACAAAACCGAGCUCGCUAAGGAACUCGUGCGCGCACGGAGAAAGUACGGCCAGAAACAAAUUAAAUAUAGUAUUUGCAUACAGUUUCGUGUAAGAACAAAAAAACAGAUUUGAAUAGUAGUAGUAAUGAGAUAUGACAUGUCAAUCGACACGAACCAAGCGACACGAGAGAAUUAGAGAAUCUGCUGGCAUAUACGGAGAAAGAGCGAGAGAGGGAAAAAGCGAAUGUAACAACCCCUGCCCCUGAUAAUAUAAAGUGUUGCACAGAAGAUAAGUAUAUCGCCACACGUGGUAGAGAACGAGAACGGAAGGAUGUAAUUGAAACAGUGCGUAGAAAUGUAGAAAUUGCAAGCGGCAGAUCACACGCAUGAACAUAACUUGUGAAUGAAGAGCGGAGAGGAGAGAAACUGGUGAUGAUAAAAAAUAUACGAAUAUUGAAAAAAAUAUAUAUAUGAAAACUGAAA
Anopheles gambiae (African malaria mosquito) is the source of this 14403-nucleotide messenger RNA. RefSeq names its product trithorax group protein osa (gene Gug). The transcript is spliced from 16 exons. Gene Ontology annotation, molecular function: transcription corepressor activity. Gene Ontology annotation, cellular component: nucleus. Bases 2725 to 10176 code for a protein of 2483 amino acids. The record is from RefSeq and is a predicted model, not a curated record. Lineage: Eukaryota; Metazoa; Arthropoda; Insecta; Diptera; Culicidae.